CGGGAGCCGCGCCAGAGCUAGCGCCGGGGCCGGGCGCGCAGGAGUGAAAAGGAGGCGGCGGCCGCGGCUGCGAGCAACAGAUCCGGACGCCGCGAGCAGACGCGUUCUGCUGUUGGGCGAUUUUUUUUUUAAUUUCAAAAAUAUUAUUAAAUUAGAAAAUCCUGCGUUUUUAAAUGGCGCUGGCCCCAGGUCAGCGGGCGGUUUUCUCUGCUUCAAGAUGGGCUUUGCUGUUUCUGUCGUGGGCACCAGUGGUGGCCUGAUUGUCAGUCUUCUCCGGGCAUUUUUAAGGCCAGGAGCCGAGCACUGCAUGUAGGCGAAUCACCCCGCAGAGCAGUUUGGCUUUUAAAAUUAUUGUUAGUAUUUGGGGCAGUGGACAGCCGAUCUUGGGCACUUCGUCCCCUUUGCAGAAGAGACUGUGAGUCGGAGGUGGGUCGCUGGGAGAGUGGAAUUGCUCGCGGGUGAGCGAGCCCCGGCCCCGCGCACGGUCCAGGCGGCCCCGAGUGUGUGUCCUCUCCCUGCCGGCGCCGGGAAAAUGGAGGCUGUGAUUGAGAAGGAAUGCAGCGCGCUCGGAGGCCUCUUCCAGACCAUCAUCAGCGACAUGAAGGGGAGCUAUCCAGUGUGGGAAGAUUUCAUAAACAAAGCAGGAAAGCUACAGUCCCAGCUUCGGACCACAGUAGUAGCAGCAGCUGCCUUCCUGGACGCCUUUCAGAAAGUGGCUGACAUGGCCACCAACACACGUGGUGGCACCAGGGAGAUUGGCUCCGCCCUGACCAGGAUGUGCAUGAGACACAGGAGCAUAGAAACCAAGCUCAGGCAGUUCUCCAGUGCUUUGAUUGAUUGUCUGAUAAACCCACUUCAAGAGCAAAUGGAAGAAUGGAAGAAAGUGGCCAACCAGCUGGAUAAAGACCAUGCAAAAGAAUAUAAAAAAGCUCGCCAAGAGAUAAAAAAGAAAUCCUCAGAUACGCUGAAACUGCAGAAGAAAGCAAAAAAAGUGGACGCUCUCGCUCCACAGAGGUUUGAAUUGGAAUCUGUCCUCUCCAACAAACCCAAAAGGCCCAGAUCUCCUAUAACAGGGCGAGGCGAUAUCCAGCCUCAGUUGGACAGCGCUCUCCAGGACGUCAACGACAAGUACCUCUUGCUGGAAGAGACAGAGAAGCAGGCGGUCCGGAAGGCUUUGAUUGAGGAGCGUGGUCGGUUCUGCACCUUCAUCUCCAUGCUGCGGCCAGUGAUCGAAGAAGAAAUCUCAAUGCUAGGGGAGAUCACUCACCUUCAGACCAUAUCAGAAGAUCUGAAAAGCCUGACCAUGGACCCUCAUAAGCUGCCCUCCUCAAGUGAACAGGUGAUUCUGGACCUGAAAGGCUCUGAUUACAGCUGGUCGUACCAGACGCCGCCCUCUUCCCCCAGCACGACCAUGUCCCGCAAGUCCAGCGUCUGCAGCAGCCUGAACAGCGUCAAUAGCAGUGACUCGCGCUCCAGCGGCUCCCACUCCCACUCCCCCAGCUCCCACUACCGCUACCGCAGCUCCAACCUGGCCCAGCAGGCACCCGUCCGCCUGUCCAGCGUGUCCUCCCACGACUCAGGAUUCAUUUCCCAGGACGCUUUCCAGUCCAAGUCACCAUCCCCCAUGCCGCCAGAUGCCCCCAACCAGAACUCGUCCAGCUCGGCCUCCUCCGAAGCCUCCGAAACCUGCCAGUCCGUGAGCGAGUGCAGCUCGCCCACCUCGGUCAGCUCAGGCUCCACCAUGGGCGCCUGGGCGUCCACAGAGAAGUUGUCUAACGGGUUUUCUCACUGUAGUUUGCCAAGUGAGUCCCAUGUGGGGCCCGUGGGGGCAAGCCUUUCCCCUCAUUGCCCGCCUGCCUCCCGCCUGCUCCCUCGGGUCACCUCUGUCCACCUUCCAGACUUCGCUCAUUGUCACACCAUUGGGCCCGGCAUGUUCCCGUCAUCUCAGAUCCCUAGCUGGAAGGACUGGGCCAAGCCCGGACCUUACGAUCAGCCUCUGGUGAACACCCUGCAGCGCCGCAAAGAGAAGCGGGAGCCGGACCCCAACGGAGGAGGACCCACCGCCGUGGGCGGCGCGCCUGCAGCGGCCGAGGAGGCUCAGAGACCACGGAGCAUGACCGUGUCAGCUGCCAACAGGCCUGGUGAGGAGAUGGAGGCCUGCGAGGAGCUGGCGCUGGCCCUGUCGCGGGGCCUCCAGCUGGACACCCAGAGGAGCAGCCGGGACUCGCUGCAGUGCUCCAGUGGCUACAGCACGCAGACCACCACGCCGUGCUGCUCCGAGGACACCAUCCCCUCCCAAGUUUCAGAUUAUGAUUAUUUCUCUGUAAGUGGCGACCAGGAGGCAGAUCAGCAGGAGUUUGACAAAUCCUCCACCAUCCCGAGAAACAGUGACAUUAGCCAGUCCUACCGACGGAUGUUCCAGGCCAAGCGCCCGGCCUCAACGGCUGGCCUCCCCACCACCCUCGGACCUGCUAUGGUCACCCCAGGGGUUGCCACCAUCCGACGGACCCCUUCCACGAAGCCUUCUGUCCGCCGGGGGACCAUCGGAGCCGGUCCCAUCCCCAUCAAGACACCCGUGAUCCCGGUCAAGACCCCAACUGUCCCAGACCUCCCCGGGGUGUUUCCCGCACCUCCGGAUGGGCCAGAGGAGAGGGGUGAGCACAGCCCCGAGUUGCCCUCUGUGGGUGAGGGCCCCCAGGGUGUCACCAGCAUGCCCUCCUCCAUGUGGAGUGGCCAAGCCUCUGUCAACCCUCCUCUCCCAGGCCCGAAGCCAAGUAUCCCCGAGGAGCACAGACAGGCGAUUCCAGAGAGCGAGGCCGAAGACCAGGAGAGGGAUCCCUCAAGUGCCACUGCUUCCCCAGGCCGGAUCCCGGAGAGUGACGCUGCAGACCUGAGCCCCAGAGAUACUCCGCAAGGGGAAGACAUGCUGAACGCCAUCCGUAGGGGCGUGAAGCUGAAGAAGACCACGACAAACGACCGCUCCGCCCCCCGCUUCUCAUAGGCUCUCACGGGCUCCCCAGAAAUGCUGCCAGUGGGGGAGGAACUGUUCAAUCCAUAAAACCUAAUUUGUCUCGAUCCAUUCCAAUCUAUAAUCAGACAAAAGAUUUUGUAGGCAACUCAGAACACAGCUCUUUUGAAAGUACGCGACACCUUUAGUUAAGAAUUAAAAGUAACAUACAUAACUGACAUACCUUUGAUCUUUUAAUUUGUAAAUAUUGACCAUUUUCUUUCUGCACAUUUUAACCUUAGUUUCCCUUUUGAUUUUUCUGAAGGUGCCAAAUUCCAUUUAACUUUUUUACAAGUCUUUGUAAAAUUUUAAAUGCAUAAUGGGUGGGGGGGGGUGGUUGGGGCAGGGGAAACACAAAGUAGUUAAUUUCAGAAAAAAGGAUAACUCUACUUUAGCCUUUUCUUUUCUCUCCUUUUUUCCUGCAAGCUUUUGUAGAUGCAUUGUAGUAGUCUGGCUUAGAAGCAAAUUCAAGUUAUUUUAAUGUACAAACAAAAUGGAUCAAGGGGUAAAAAUCUUCCUUUACAUGUAGUACGUUCUGGCUGAGAAAAGCAGGAGUAACAAUUGAGCAAUAUUCAGAGUGAAGUAAAUCUGGAAAUGGUAGACUCUGUUGGGAUUGGGGGGAGGGCCAUGGGAGGGGCACACUGUCAGCAUAGCCGAUCCUGUUAACAUGUAAGAGUAGCCUCGUAGGUUGAAUUUCUAGUAGCUUCAUGGUAAAUGCAUCCGAAUAAGCCAUACUGGAUUGCAGUGUUUGUUUCUUUAGGGUGUUUAAGGACUUCCUUUCUCCCACGAUUCCUCCUGACUGUAUACAGCACCCACCUCCAGUCCGAGCAUGCUGCCGCCCCUGGGUAGACCCAGAGACCCCCACUUCAGUUCCUCGUCUCUUGUGCCCAUGUUCAUUGAAUCCAAACACAUCCAAAAAGGGUAAGGCAGUUUUAAAAAUGUGAAAACAUUUUAAAAUGAUAGCAGGGAAUUCUUAGAUAUAGCCAAUGCCUUUUACUUAACCGUGCCCAGCAGGCUGGGUGCGUUGAAAAGCCCAAAUAUUUUGAACAAACUCAAACGGAUCUAACAAGGGUAACCAGCUUGGAAUCUAGCAACUUGCCAAUGUGUUUACUGAUCUGGGGGCUUGUUUUUCUUCUCUUCUUUUAAAUAAGUGGCAGUUAAUUGGCAUCAUACCAAACAUUGAAGAAUGGAGGAUUUAUUUAUUGUCACUGGGAAUCUGACCACUAUAAUUUUUUUUUUUUUUUUUUUUUUUUUUUUUUUUUUUUUUUUUUGUAUUCUAGGUAUUCCAUUUUUGGAAUGGAUUUAUGGCUUUUCUUUUUUAAGUGGAAGUUAAAUUUGUUCUAAUGCCCAUUCCCUAAAGCCAACAGAGAUUUGUAGAUAUAAAGGGAUCUUGUUUGGAGAAGGAAACAGGUUUGAAAAAAACCAAGCAAGUCCCUUAGCACUUGGGUCCGUUUCUCUUGAAGGAAGCGGAGCUUGCGGGGGUCCCACAGACCCUGCAGGUUUCUGUUGGCUCGACUCUUCAAUUACAUAAUCUUAUGCUUUAAUACAUAACUGCAUUGGAUGUGAGAGUAAUGUACCUGUAAGUCACUGUUCUAUAUAUUAACAUUUAACACUGCUGUGAUUGCUCAAGGGCAUUUUAUGUUAUGGCUUUAAAGCAAAGGCAUGAUUAUUAGAAAACUAUUUAAGCUUUUUUUUCCUUUGAAAAACAAGCUCCUUCUACAGAAUAUAAGCAACAGUAGUGCCUGUGGUUUAGCCCACCAAUCUUGAUGACUAAAAGUAGCUGAUGCAUUGUGCAUAUGAUGCUUGAGAUGGUUUUUGCAAAAGCAGAAAUCACUGCAAGGUAAUUAAUUACAAUAGAUAAAAGUGGUAUUUUAAACCUUUGAAAUAAAUGGAUGUAACUGUACCUUGGUACAGCUUUCACUUGUUUAGUUUUUAAACGUUAGUAUAAUCUGAAUAAAUUUAAUAUAAAAUGUUGCCAAAUUCAAUGUAGAAAGAAUGUGACAACACACCUUGGGUAGUUCUGUUUGUGUUUUUGCAUAUUGUAAAAGCAGUGUCACAGCUGAAAAUAAAGACAUCGUUUCUAAAGGUAAAUUAUUGUGGUUUAGUUGCUAGUUUGUACUGAGAGUUGACCUCUCCCUGUGCAGUUUUUUUGUUCUAAACUUGUAUAAAUAACAAUCGUGUAUGUGUCUCCCUUCUACCUUGUAACAAUUGCUUCAGCCUACAUUAUAAAUAAAGAACCACUAGAAAAAGUC
Mustela lutreola (European mink) is the source of this 5259-nucleotide messenger RNA. It is a transcript of the gene MTSS1, whose product is annotated as MTSS I-BAR domain containing 1. Gene Ontology annotation, biological process: positive regulation of actin filament bundle assembly; adherens junction maintenance; plasma membrane organization. The transcript has 17 exons. Bases 533 to 3001 code for a protein of 822 amino acids. Gene Ontology annotation, cellular component: cytoplasmic side of plasma membrane; actin cytoskeleton. Gene Ontology annotation, molecular function: phospholipid binding; actin binding. The record is from RefSeq and is a predicted model, not a curated record. Lineage: Eukaryota; Metazoa; Chordata; Mammalia; Carnivora; Mustelidae.